AUGGCGACGCCGUCGCAGAUGCUCACAAAGUUCGAGUCCAAGUCGUCUCGUGCGAAGGGCAUUGCCUUUCACCCCAAGAGACCAUGGAUCUUGGUGUCCCUCCACUCGUCUACCAUCCAGCUGUGGGACUACCGCAUGGGCACGCUCAUUGACCGCUUCGAAGAGCACGAUGGCCCUGUCCGCGCCGUCGCUUUCCACAAGACGCAGCCCCUCUUCGCAUCGGGUGGCGACGACUACAAGAUCAAGGUCUGGUCGUACCAGACAAGACGGUGCCUGUUCACCCUCAACGGCCAUCUCGACUACGUCCGCACCGUCUUCUUCCACGAUGAGCUUCCUUGGAUUGUUUCGUGCUCCGAUGACCAGACCAUCCGGAUAUGGAACUGGCAGAACCGCUCGCUGAUUUGCACCAUGACGGGCCAUAACCACUACGUCAUGUGCGCCCAGUUCCACCCAAAGGAGGACCUCGUCGUAUCCGCGUCGCUCGACCAGUCUGUUCGUGUCUGGGACAUAUCGGGUCUCCGCAAGAAACACUCCGCCCCGACCUCCAUGUCGUUUGAGGACCAGAUGGCCCGCGCCAACCAGAACCAGGCCGACAUGUUUGGCAACACCGAUGCCGUUGUCAAGUUCGUCCUUGAGGGCCACGACCGUGGUGUCAACUGGGUCGCCUUCCACCCUACUAUGCCGCUCAUUGUGUCGGCCGGCGAUGACCGCCUCGUGAAGCUUUGGCGUAUGAGCGAGACCAAGGCUUGGGAGGUGGACACGUGUCGCGGCCAUUUCCAGAACGCGUCGGGCUGUCUGUUCCACCCACACCAGGACCUCAUCCUGUCUGCCGGUGAGGACAAGACCAUCCGUGUCUGGGACCUUAAUAAGAGAACAGCUGUCCAGACGUUCAAGAGAGAGAAUGACCGCUUCUGGGUCAUUGCCGCCCACCCCGAGAUCAACCUCUUCGCCGCCGGCCAUGACAACGGUGUCAUGGUCUUCAAGCUCGAGCGCGAGCGUCCUGCCUCCGCUGUCUACCUCAACAACCUCUUUUAUAUCAACAAGGAGAAGCAGGUGCGGUCCUAUGACUUCCAGAAGAACCUCGAAUCCCCCACUCUUCUGUCCCUUAAGAAGGUCGGCCCCGCCUGGGUGCCACCGCGGACUCUUUCCUAUAACCCCGCCGAGCGCUCGAUUCUCGUGACGUCGGCUGCCGACGGCGGCUCGUACGACCUGAUCAACCUCCCCAAAGACGGUUCGGGCGCCGUGGAGCCCACUGAGCUGAAGCGCGGCUCCGGUAACUCGGCCAUCUUUGUGGCUCGCAACCGCUUCGCUGUCCUGAAUACAGCUACACAGACCAUCGACAUCAAGGACCUCACCAACAAUGUCACGCGCUCUUUCAAGCCCCCGGCUGGCACCACCGACAUCUACUUUGGCGGCCCCGGCAACCUGCUCAUCAUCACGCCGACUGCCGUUCACCUAUACGACAUCCAGCACAAGAAGACCAUCGCCAGCUUGAACGUGAAUGGUGUGAAGUACGUUUCUUGGUCCAACGACAGUUUGUACGCUGCGCUCCUGAGCAAGCACAACGUGACGAUUGUUACCAAGACGCUGGAGCAGGUCAGCACGUUGCAUGAGACGAUUCGUAUCAAGAGCGCCACCUGGGACGAUGCCGGCAUCCUUCUGUACUCGACUCUCAACCAUAUCAAAUAUACGCUGCUGAAUGGCGACAACGGAAUCGUGCGCACUCUCGACCAGACGGUGUAUCUGGUUCGCGUCAAGGGCCGCAACGUCUACUGCCUCGAUCGCUCCGCGAAGCCCAAGAUCCUGCAGAUCGACCCCACCGAGUACCGCUUCAAGAUGGCUCUGGUCAAGCGCAACUACGAAGAGAUGCUUCACAUUAUCCAGACAUCGUCACUUGUUGGCCAGUCCAUCAUUUCAUACCUCCAGAAGAAGGGAUACCCAGAGAUCGCGCUACAGUUCGUCCAGGACCCGACGACGCGAUUCGAGCUAGCCAUAGAGUGUGGCAACCUCGAUGUUGCCGUUGAAAUGGCCAAGGAGCUGGACAAGCCCAAGCUAUGGUCGAGACUGAGCAACGAGGCUCUGGCUCACGGCAACAACCAGGUUGUGGAGAUGUGCUACCAGAAGCUGAAGCAGCUGGACAAGCUGUCCUUCUUGUAUUUGUCGACGGGCGACAAGACAAAGCUGGCCCGCAUGGCUAAGAUUGCCGAGCACCGUGGUGACUUUACGUCGCGGUUCCAAAACGCCCUGUAUCUCGGCGACGUCGAGGACCGGAUACAGAUGUUCAAGGAGAUCGAUCUUUACUCUCUUGCAUUCAUGACUGCCAAGGCCCAUGGCCUGGAAGAGGAAUGCCAGUCGAUUCUAGAGGCAACUGGAAUCACAGAGGACCAGCUCACGCUCCCGGACCACCUUGGCGGCUCUUUGACGCCACCAAAGCCGGUCGUCCCGACCUACCAGGCCAACUGGCCGUCCAAGGGCACCUCUGUGUCCUUCUUCGAGAAGGCACUCCUUGGCCAAGUUGAGGGCUUGUCGCUCGAGGACGAGCCAUCAGCGGCUGCCAAUGGUGCCGAUGCCUUUGGCGAGGAGGAAGCUGACGGAGGUGAUGGCACGAAGAAUGGCAACCUGUUGGACGUGGACGAUGAUGAGGAUGUUGCUGGUUGGGACAUGGGUGAUGAUAUUGUCGCUGACCAUGAUAACGACUUUGUCAACGUCGAAAGCGCAGACGCUGGCGGUGCUGGCAGCAGCGAGGCGGAUCUCUGGGCCCGCAAUUCGCCGCUGGCUGUCGACCAUGUUGCCGGUGGCUCCUUUGAGACCGCCAUGCAGCUUCUUAACCGCCAGGUGGGUGCUGUCAACUUCGCACCACUGAAGCCGCGCUUCCUGGAGGUUUACCAGGCGUCGAAGACGUACCUGCCUGCGUCUGCCGGCCUGCCGUCUCUGGUCAACUACGUUCGCCGCAAUGUGAAUGAGUCUGAUCCAAGGAAGGUGCUGCCCAUCAUCCCGCGCGACCUGGAGUUCUUGGUUGAGAAUGACCUGCAGCGCGGCUACGACGCGAUGAAGAGCAACAAGCUGGAGGAUGGCAUCAAGACGUUCAAGAGCAUCCUGCACUCGGUCCUGAUCAACGCGGUGUCCAGUGAGUCUGAGGUUGACGAGGCCAAGAAGCUGAUCACCUCUGCGAGCGAGUAUGCUGUGGCGAUGAGCAUUGAGCUGGCACGGAGAAACUUGGGCGCGAACGAUGUUGUCGCCAAGGACCCCAAGCUGCUGAAGCAGAGUCUGGAGCUGUCCGCGUACUUUACCAUCCCCAAGAUUGAGGUCCCCCAUCGGCAGCUCGCCCUGCUCAAUGCCAUGAACCUGGCGGCACGCAACAAGAACUACAACUCGGCCCUUAGCUUCGCUAACCGGAUACUGGCGAACGGAGGUUCUGGUCGUAUCUUGGAGACGGCGAAAAAGACUAAAGCGCAGUGCGAGCGCAACCCGAAUGACGCGAUCGACAUUGAGUUUGACCAGUUUGCCGAGUUUGACGUGUGCGCGGCCAGCUUCACGCCCAUCUACAGCGGCACGGCGUUCGAGGAGUGCGCCUUUGAUGGCUCCAAGUACCAUUCCAAGUACAAGGGCUCGGUCUGCCGCAUCUGCGGCGUCUGUGAGAUUGGCAAGCACGGCAGCGGCCUGAAGCUGUUUGCCUAA
Molecule: messenger RNA, 3678 nt
Organism: Sporothrix brasiliensis 5110
Lineage: Eukaryota; Fungi; Ascomycota; Sordariomycetes; Ophiostomatales; Ophiostomataceae
Product: coatomer protein complex, subunit alpha (xenin)
Exons: 6
Coding region: 1-3678 (1225 amino acids)
Biological process (GO): retrograde vesicle-mediated transport, Golgi to endoplasmic reticulum; intracellular protein transport; endoplasmic reticulum to Golgi vesicle-mediated transport
Cellular component (GO): COPI vesicle coat
Molecular function (GO): structural molecule activity; protein binding
Source: RefSeq, a predicted model, not a curated record